Messenger RNA from Paramecium octaurelia, 557 nucleotides. NCBI's taxonomy places the organism in Eukaryota, Ciliophora, Oligohymenophorea, Peniculida, Parameciidae. The record is from the annotation of a GenBank genome assembly.
AUGUAUUCUGAUACAUUCACAUUUAGAAAGUAAAUUAGUAUUACAAUAAUGUAGACAUGAAUGGUAGAAGCAUGGAGCAUGUCAUCCAGACAAUCUUACUUAAAAUGGCUAUAUGUCAAGAGUUGGAAAUCUUAAUAAUGAAUAUAAUUAAUAUAAGAUAUUAGCAUCAGCAGGAAUCUAUCCCGAUGACGAUAGAUAAUUAACGGAUGCUGAAGUUAGAGCAGCAUUUACAAAAGUAUAAGGAAUAUCAACAGCAAUGACAUAUUUUGUAGAAUCAUUAAAGAAAUUAAUAAUUUAAUAGUUAAAUUUAUAAUACAUGUUAAAAAAGAUUGUAAAUUACAAUAAUUAAUUUAGCCGCAACUGGCAAAUUUUAUAUUGCUGAAUUAAGAACUUGUUUCACUUAAGCCAUGAAGCCUAGAACUUGUGAUUGUAGUAAACCUGUUAGUGCAUUUGUAACUUGUGGAAAAACAUUCUAUAAUCCAACUUUUCUACUAUCUGUGGAUGAAUAAAUUCAAUUUGAAGAGAUUCCUGACUAGAGUCAUAGUUUCUUAAAGUGA